AUGGUAACGCAGCAGCGAAUGAUUUUGAAAUGGCUUUCGUUUAAGAGGCCCCAGGCGCAAGGGGAGCCGGCUUCAGAUGCAGAGACUUACCCCAAGUGGAAAAGACAUGACCGUGAUUCGUUGCCGUUCUGGCGUCGGCUUUUGUGCGCUCCUGAGGUUGGGGGUUAUAGCGCCCCUACAACCAACCUCAGUGAGGCUGAUACGUGUGUGUCCUCGCAAACUUUUGCAGGUGAAAUGGAGAUUGACGACAAUUGCGGACCAAAGCUCAAAAGUGUCUUUGCCGAACCACGGCGACAAUCGCGUUCACUUUCUCACGAUGGCUACCAACCCUUGGCCGCAGCGGACAAGUUUCGUAGCUGCCUUAAUAGCAAAGAGCAGUGUAGUAGUUUAGGGAGUUGUGCCCGGUGGGUGGUGACGGAUACGCGACGUAUGCAUUUUACAUUAGAUGGGGUGUCCACCAAGACCUUAACCCCAAGCAGCAGUGGUUCUACCAUUCCAUCCAUUCCUUUAACUUCAACAGUUUCAUCGAGUGCACCAUCUCCUUCACAAUCGCCAUUGCCACCGGACGACGAUUCCCUUCGGCAGCAGCGGAAGGAGGAACAGAAGGCACAGUUGGUGGCAGAGCAGCGGCGACGGAGGGAACUCCAACGUGAUGAACAGAUGCUCUUGGAGGAGGAGAGAAACCGUAUUUCCAGGGACACUCUCCAAACUCCAGGACAACUUACCGAAGAAAACCUUUCGAGACACGUUAGAGCUUCAGCCAACAUGGCGCCCUCGGGGGACCGAUCUGCUGGUUGGAAUGAUACCAUAAAUCCACUGAAGUCCCUUUCAAGUUACAACGACGACAGCUCGACAUACAUUGAUUGCGACGAUGUCAUUGAUUUGCACGAACUGGACCGUUUGUUCGAGUACUGCAAACGCCGAGAGAAGACGGCUGCUCCUGCAGAGGAGGCGGAAGUGCCGUUGGGGUACUCGAACGCAGACCAUUCGGUUGCACACGACAGCGGCUGCAGCACCAUUUCCACCGUUGUCCAGCCGCUGCACAAACCAAAGCAGCAACAGCGGUAUCCACUUGGUUCCCGUAGGUAUAUCGAGCGAAUUGUGCUGGCAGAACACUCCCAGCAGGUGGUUGCACUCAUGUGGCUGCUUGCCGAAUCAAUGCGUCAUGCGUGGCGUCUGCAGUUAAGACUUGCUCAGUUGUACACUUACUAUGUGCCGACGUAUCUACAAGCAGAGUCAGCACGUAGGGCAGCAUCUGCUGGUGCUGUUGGUGUGAACGCCGUGGAUGACGGGCAUGUCGGCGGUUGCGGCUGUGGUAAUCCCAAUGAUGAAGUGUUUGGUAUUACUCGAAACAAAUAUUACGCAUACUUCUGCUCGGGGUCAUUCGAUUAUGAAUACUACGUGUAUCAGUUCAAUCAGGAAUGGGGGGCAAUCUUUGCUGCUGUGAAGAAUUAUCUGGAACCCACAGGUUCGACAGCUGGAACUACGACGGUAAAUGGUGUCGAAUCUGUCGGAUGUGAGGGACCCGCACCUCGAGGGAGUGUUUGUUUUGUGGCUGCUUUACUUUACUCGAUGAGUCUCUUUGAACGACAAUGGGAGCUUCAGGUGGCGGUGCGGGAGGUUGAGCAGUGGGCGAAAAAAUGUUGGAGCCGGCUGAACCAAGCACUAGCGACAGAAUCGGAUGGAAAGAAAAUAUCAUCAUCCCCCUUUGGUGAAACUCAGAUUCUUGACGGCGGCAACGACGAUGGGGAGGAGAUUGAAGUGGCGUGGAGUAAAUGCCAAAAGGAACCAAAAGAUGAUGAAGCGAAGGAUGAAGAGGAAGAACAUGAAGAUGAGGAGAGCCAGAGGAUUUAUCUUCCGAUGGACUGGUGGCGGGCUCAGGACACAGAUGUUCAGGUGCAGGUUUCUUGGAACCGAAGAAGGCGGAAGAUGCGGCAGAUUCGGAUUAGUACAGCGGCGCUGCAGAAGGUCCGCUGUCUUGAGAACGCACCGCCGGUUGCCACCUCUUUGUAUCAUGCCCCGUCCGUCGCGGAACCGUUACCGGUGACGCUUGAGGCACUACCGAACGGCAGAAGCGAUGAGGAACCGGAUUCCCACCACGUGGUAAAUGUUGGGUGCUUCGGUUUCUCCUUCUUUUCUCCAUGGGAUUAA
Messenger RNA from Trypanosoma brucei brucei TREU927, 2151 nucleotides. RefSeq lists its product as hypothetical. The record is from RefSeq and is a predicted model, not a curated record. The transcript has a single exon. Lineage: Eukaryota; Euglenozoa; Kinetoplastea; Trypanosomatida; Trypanosomatidae. The coding region runs from base 1 to 2151 and encodes 716 amino acids.